CAAGCAGCAGACAGCAACAAGUCUUUCUUCGUUUCACCGUCAAGACAACACCCACCUCCCACCCCACAAAUCUUCGCCCAACAUGGUGUUCGCUUGGAAGGCCGCUGGCAUUACCUACAACCGCUACCUCGCGGUCGCCUCUCGUGCGCUCCGUCGCUCCCUCAAGGAGGAUAAGAGAAUCAUUGCUGAGCGUCGUGGCGAGGCUGCCGAGGUCAAGUUCGCUAAGUGGUCGAACGGCAAGCCUGGCGAGACCGUCAACCUCAGCUCCGCCAACGCCGCUGCCGCCGCCGAGAACGCCACCUCCGUUCCCUCUUCUUAAGCGGAUCGACACACAAACACAACCAACACGCCGUGACGAUGUGCUAGGAUGGUGGUGUAGUGGUGGACCGGGAGAUGAGAGAAAUGGGGUCAUAUCGCGAAUCGCUCCCGCAUGGCACUCAAAUCCUCACCUCCUGUUGAGUGUCAUUAAGCCCGAAGACGUAUGAGCUGUAUCAUCAUUCAUAUUGGGGGAGCGAGGAAGAGAAACUCAAUAGACGGUUUAUUGGCAUUCAUGUAUGGAGUGACUGUGACUGAUGAGAAGUGAAUUGGAGUGACAUACGAAUGAACUUGAAAAAAGUGUUAAAAAGGGUGUGAGGCUCAUUGACAGAGGUAACAGGUCUGGAGGUCGUAGAUGUUGCACAAUGGAUUCCUUUCCCUG
This is a messenger RNA of Neurospora tetrasperma FGSC 2508, 697 nucleotides long. RefSeq lists its product as uncharacterized. The record is from RefSeq and is a predicted model, not a curated record. Gene Ontology annotation, cellular component: mitochondrial inner membrane. Bases 83 to 319 code for a protein of 78 amino acids. Gene Ontology annotation, biological process: proton motive force-driven mitochondrial ATP synthesis. NCBI's taxonomy places the organism in Eukaryota, Fungi, Ascomycota, Sordariomycetes, Sordariales, Sordariaceae. The transcript has 3 exons. Gene Ontology annotation, molecular function: proton-transporting ATP synthase activity, rotational mechanism.